AUGACCAAAAUCCCAGUUAUAACAGAAGUGAGACCGGCUCACAAUGACCAGAUCUGCAGUACAUGGGGAAACUAUCAUUUUAAGACUUUCGAUGGAGAUUUCUUCCAGCUUCCCUCCACUUGCAACUACAUCCUUGCAUCCCAGUGUAAGGAAAGCUAUGAGAGUUUCAACAUCCAGUUCCAACGGCAGGAGGUCGAAGGGGUCACCAGCAUUAAGAGGGUCUCCAUGAAACUGGACGGUGCCGAGGUGGAAUUAACCGGGACUUCCAUCAAAGUCAAUGAUAAAGAUGUUACUAUACCCUUCAGCCAGGUUGGCAUUUCAAUUGAAAGAACUGUCUCCUAUGUCAAAAUCGUGGCAAAAUUGGGUUUGGUCGUCAUGUGGAACGAAGAAGACGCCCUCUGGGUUGAGGUGGAUCCACAAUUCAAGAAUCAGACCUGUGGCCUUUGUGGAGACUACAACGGAGUCCAGCUUUACGAUGAGUUCAUCAAUGCUGGGGAAUCUGUAAAUCUUGAAUAUUAUAGCGAGGCCUCUAAAGUCAACGGUCCUACCGAAGAGUGUGAAGAAAUCCCAACUCCAGACAAAGAGACCUGCACAGACCAAAAAGACCUUUGCACAAAACUGCUGUCAGGAUCUGCGUUCCUCAGCUGCCAAGACCUGAUCGAUACCGACUCCUUCGUCAAAGCUUGUGUGAAGGACCUGUGUCGCUGCAACAGCAGCACUUCAUGUUUGUGUUCAACCAUAUCAGAGUACUCCCGUCAAUGUGCUCAUGCAGGCGGGCAACCACAGCAAUGGAAAACGGCACAACUGUGUGCAAAAACCUGCCCUUUCAACAUGGAGUAUAAAGAAUGUGGCAGUCCCUGUACUGACACCUGCAGCAACCCGCAGAGAAGCCAAGUGUGUGAUGAUCACUGCAUAGAUGGAUGCUUCUGUCCAUCUGGGACCGUCUUUGAUGACAUUAACCAGAGUGGGUGUGUUUCUCUUGACACAUGCUCCUGCUUACACAAUGGCAAGCCGUACAACCCAGGGGAGUCCUACUCAAGGGCGUGUAAAAAAUGCACGUGCACCCAGGGUAAGUGGAACUGUAAGGACAUAGACUGUCCUGGUAUUUGCUCCGUGCUGGGUGGCUCCCACAUCUCUACCUAUGAUGACAAAACGUAUGAUUUCCAUGGAGACUGCUCUUAUGUCCUCUCCAAGGAAAUGAACGGGACUUUCACGGUGAAUGCUGACCUGGCCAAAUGUAAAAGAUCAGAUAAAUCCUCUUGCCUGACUGCAGUCACCCUUCUACUACCUAAACACACGAUGAUUGUAGUUGAAGCAAGCGGACAGGUGUUAUACAACAAACUGAUCAGUCAGCUGCCUCUUUUCUUGGGUGAGUUAACCAUCUUCCACCCAUCAACAUUCUUCAUUGUUAUCAACACCGCCUAUGGGCUUCACAUCGAGAUUCAGCUUUCACCCAUUAUGCAGGUGUACGUGAAAGCCAGUGUUUCCAAUAAGGGAAAACUCAGAGGUCUUUGUGGAGAUUUUAACGAUGUGGAAGCUGAUGACUUCAGGACCACAAAUGGGUUGACAGAAGGAACAGCUGCAACAUUUGUCAACACAUGGAAGACCAAAACAAGCUGUCCCGAGGUUAAAAACAUACUCCAGGACCCCUGCAUUUUGAGCGUUGACAAGGAGAAAUUCGCCAAACAUUGGUGUGCCUUUCUGUCCGACACAAAAGGGGUUUUUGCAAAGUGUCAUUCUGAAAUAAGCCCAGAAGAAUAUGAAGCUUCUUGUAUUUAUGACACCUGCGCCUGUGAUAACAGUGAGGAGUGCAUGUGUGCAGCCCUAUCCUCCUAUGUCCAUGCAUGUGCCGCUGAAGGUGUCCUACUGAAUGGGUGGAGAGACACAAAAUACACGACUGGCUGCCCCUCUUCUUUUGUGUUUGGAUACCAAAUGACAAGCUGUGGUCGCACCUGCCGCUCUCUUAGUCAGUCAGACUUAACAUGUGAGGUUGAGUUUACCCCACUGGAUGGCUGCGGCUGUGCUGAAGGAACGUACCUGAAUGAGAAGGGAAGCUGUGUGUCAGCCUCACGUUGCACCUGUCAUGUUGGAGACAAGCUGUUGCAGCCCGGGCGGGUCAUCUCAAUCUAUGGACAAACUUGCACCUGUCGUAAUGGAAAACUAAAAUGUACAGGAAACCAAAUAGAUGAAUCAUGCACAGCGCCGAUGGUUUUCUUCAACUGCUCAAGCGCAAAGCCAGGUGACGCAGGAUCUGAGUGCCAAAAAAGCUGCCAGACACUGGACACAGAAUGUGUCAGUACACAGUGUAUGUCCGGCUGUGUAUGUCCUGAUGGCCUGCUGUCUGAUGGUAAAGGAGGUUGUAUUAAAGAGGAGAACUGUCCCUGCACAUAUAAUGGAGAAUUCUAUAAUUCUGGACAGACUGUCAAAGUGGACUGCAAUACCUGCACUUGCAAAAGCAGAAUAUGGGAAUGCACAAAGCUUGAGUGUCAUGGAACCUGUGCCAUAUAUGGAGAAGGGCAUUACAUUACUUUUGAUGAAAAGAAAUUCUCCUUUAAUGGGGACUGUAGCUACGUCUUCGCUCAGGAUUACUGUGGGGACGAUAAGAGUGGCACCUUUAGGAUCUUGGGUGAGAACAUCCCAUGUGGAACAACUGAAAGCAUCUGCUCCACCACUAUCAGACUCUACUUAGGGAACAAUGAAAUUGUUCUUUCAGAGGAAAAGGUCAAAGUUAUCAAACAAAGCACAGGGGUGGACAUACCCUAUCAAGUACACACUAUGGGCAUAUAUCUUGUCAUUGAGGCAAAGAAUGGUAUCGUUCUCAUUUGGAAUAAGAAGACAACAAUUUUGAUCAAACUCAAGCCCAUAUUCAAGGGAAAAGUCUGUGGUCUGUGUGGGAACUAUGACGGGAAUAGCAAGAAUGAUUUCACCACCAGAAACAAAGAAAUUGUAGUUGAAGCCCUUGAGUUUGGAAACAGCUGGAAAGUGUCACCUACCUGCCCAAAUGCAAUUGCAAUACAGAAUGCCUGCAGUCUAUACUCACACAGGCUGGCAUGGGCAUCAAAACACUGCAGCAUUAUCAACAGUAGAGUAUUUGCUAGUUGCCAUUCAAAGGUGGAUCCACGACACUAUUAUGAUGCCUGUGUUAGAGACACGUGUUCCUGCAACACAGGAGGAGACUGUGAGUGUUUCUGCUCGUCUGUGGCAGCCUAUGCAGCAGCCUGCAACGAGGCCGGAGCCUGUGUCAAAUGGAGAACUCCCACAAUCUGCCCUCUAUUCUGUGAUUUUUACAACACUGAUGGAGAGUGUGAAUGGCACUACCAGCCUUGUGGAAAACCAUGCAUGAAGACUUGCAAGAAUCCCUCAGGAGUAUGCUAUAAUCACAUUCCAGCAUUAGAAGGCUGCUAUCCAAGUUGCCCGACUGAACGAUCUUAUUUGGAAGAAGUGACCAUGAAGUGUGUGUCACUGGAGCAAUGUGGCUGCUAUGAUAAUGAAGGGAGGCAUUAUAAACAAGGGGACCUUGUGCCUUCAAAGGAAAAUUGUUACAACUGUUAUUGUUCCUCAACAAAGGUGAAAUGCAGCUAUGAGGUCCAUGCUUGCACUUGUUCAUAUAAAGGACUUACGUAUAAGUAUGGAGAUACAGUCUAUGAUACACAUGAUGGCAAUGGCACCUGCAUCACUGCUGUUUGUGGAGAAAGGGGAAAUAUUACCAGAAUCAUGGAGACUUGCUCUACAACGGCACCAGCCCUGACUUCGACAACAACUGCUUUUACUUUUGAAACAACUGAAUCUCCUACUCCACCAGUUACAAGUGAGGCGGUGACGACGAUUAAGACCUUCACGACACCAGGAUUUUCAACAGAGCCAACAGUCACAGUAAAACCCACCACAACAACCACUGUCACAGAAAAACCCACCACAGCACCAACAGAAGAACCAACCACAAUUGCCACUGUCACAGAAAAACCCACCACAGCACCCACAGAAAAGCCAACAGUCACAGAGAAAUCAACAACCCCUGAAGUUGUUACGAAUAUCGUAAAAAAACCCAGCACUGAAGCUGCUACAACCACAGGAAAAACAAUUAAAACAACUGCAGUCACAGAAAAAACCAGCACCAAAGCUGCUUCAACCACAGAAAAACCCACCACAAUUGCCACAGAAGAGCCAACAGUCACAGAAAAGCCCACCACAACAACCACUGUCACAGAAAAACCCACCACAGCAUCCACAGAAAAACCCAGCACCAAAGCUGCUACAACCACAGAAAAGACCAUUAAAACAACUGCGGUCACAGAAAAACCCACCACUACAGCCACUGUUGACUGCUAUGUUUGUAAGUGGUCAGAUUGGAAAAACGAGAAUUACCCUGAUUUUAAAACAGGCGGAGACUAUGAAGCCAUUGAAAACAUUACUGAUCCAGAUCUGAGUGUUUGCAGAAAACCUCUGGAAAUAGAAUGUAGAGCAUCACAAUACAAGGAUACAUCUUUGAACGAUCUAGGUCAAAAAGUAUCAUGCAACCCAGAAGUUGGACUUACUUGUCACAACAAAGACCAAGAUGCACCUCCUUUGUGCUACGACUAUGAAAUACGGGUGAAAUGUUGCGUUUACGUGUGUAAAUCUACAACCACUAUUGCACCUACGACUCCAGCAGCAACAACAACAGAAGAACCCACCAUAACAACAACGAUCACAGAAAAAACCACCACCAAAGCAGCUACAACCACAGAAAAACCCACCACAAUUGCCACAGAAGAGCCAACAUGGUCAGAUUGGAAAAACGAGAAUUACCCUGAUUUUAAAACAGGCGGAGACUAUGAAGCCAUUGAAAACAUUACUGAUCCAGAUCUGAGUGUUUGCAGAAAACCUCUGGAAAUAGAAUGUAGAGCAUCACAAUACAAGGAUACAUCUUUGAACGAUCUAGGUCAAAAAGUAUCAUGCAACCCAGAAGUUGGACUUACUUGUCACAACAAAGACCAAGAUGCACCUCCUUUGUGCUACGACUAUGAAAUACGGGUGAAAUGUUGCGUUUACGUGUGUAAAUCUACAACCACUAUUGCACCUACGACUCCAGCAGCAACAACAACAGAAGAACCCACCAUAACAACAACGAUCACAGAAAAAACCACCACCAAAGCAGCUACAACCACAGAAAAACCCACCACAAUUGCCACAGAAGAGCCAACAAAAAACCCACCACAGCAACCACAGAAAAGCCAACAGUCACAGAGAAAUCAACAACCCCUGAAGUUGUUACGAAUAUCCACCAAAGCUGCUACAACCACAGAAAAACCCAUUAAAACAACUGCAGUCACAGAAAAACCCAGCACUGAAGCUGCUACAACCACAGAAAAACCAAUUAAAACAACUGCAGUCACAGAAAAAACCAGCACCAAAGCUGCUUCAACCACAGAAAAACCCACCACAAUUGCCACAGAAGAGCCAACAGUCACAGAAAAGCCCACCACAAAAACCACUGUCACAGAAAAACCCACCACAGCAUCCACAGAAAAACCCAGCACCAAAGCUGCUACAACCACAGAAAAGACCAUUAAAACAACUGCAUUCACAGAAAAACCCCCCACAACAACCACUGUCACAGAAAAACCCACCACUACAGCCACUGUUGACUGCUAUGUUUGUAAGUGGUCAGAUUGGAAAAACGAGAAUUACCCUGAUUUUAAAACAGGCGGAGACUAUGAAGCCAUUGAAAACAUUACUGAUCCAGAUCUGAGUGUUUGCAGAAAACCUCUGGAAAUAGAAUGUAGAGCAUCACAAUACAAGGAUACAUCUUUGAAAGAUCUAGGUCAAAAAGUAUCAUGCAACCCAGAAGUUGGACUUACUUGUCACAACAAAGACCAAGAUGCACCUCCUUUGUGCUACGACUAUGAAAUACGGGUGAAAUGUUGCGUUUACGUGUGUAAAUCUACAACCACUAUUGCACCUACGACUCCAGCAGCAACAACAACAGAAGAACCCACCAUAACAACAACGAUCACAGAAAAAACCACCACCAAAGCAGCUACAACCACAGAAAAACCCACCACAAUUGCCACAGAAGAGCCAACACCAACAGUCACAGAAAAGCCCACCACAACAACCACUGUCACAGAAAAACCCACCACAGCAUCCACAGAAAAACCCAGCACCAAAGCUGCUACAACCACAGAAAAGACCAUUAAAACAACUGCAUUCACAGAAAAACCCCCCACAACAACCACUGUCACAGAAAAACCCACCACUACAGCCACUGUUGACUGCUAUGUUUGUAAGUGGUCAGAUUGGAAAAACGAGAAUUACCCUGAUUUUAAAACAGGCGGAGACUAUGAAGCCAUUGAAAACAUUACUGAUCCAGAUCUGAGUGUUUGCAGAAAACCUCUGGAAAUAGAAUGUAGAGCAUCACAAUACAAGGAUACAUCUUUGAAAGAUCUAGGUCAAAAAGUAUCAUGCAACCCAGAAGUUGGACUUACUUGUCACAACAAAGACCAAGAUGCACCUCCUUUGUGCUACGACUAUGAAAUACGGGUGAAAUGUUGCGUUUACGUGUGUAAAUCUACAACCACUAUUGCACCUACGACUCCAGCAGCAACAACAACAGAAGAACCCACCAUAACAACAACGAUCACAGAAAAAACCACCACCAAAGCAGCUACAACCAAAGAAAAACCCACAUCAAUUGCCACAGAAGAGCCAACAGUCACAGAAAAACCCACCACAAUUGCCACAGAAGAGCCAACAAAAAACCCACCACAGCAACCACAGAAAAGCCAACAGUCACAGAGAAAUCAACAACCCCUGAAGUUGUUACGAAUAUCCACCAAAGCUGCUACAACCACAGAAAAACCCAUUAAAACAACUGCAGUCACAGAAAAACCCAGCACUGAAGCUGCUACAACCACAGAAAAACCCAUUAAAACAACUGCAGUCACAGAAAAAACCAGCACCAAAGCUGCUUCAACCACAGAAAAACCCACCACAAUUGCCACAGAAGAGCCAACAGUCACAGAAAAGCCCACCACAACAACCACUGUCACAGAAAAACCCACCACAGCAUCCACAGAAAAACCCAGCACCAAAGCUGCUACAACCACAGAAAAGACCAUUAAAACAACUGCAUUCACAGAAAAACCCCCCACAACAACCACUGUCACAGAAAAACCCACCACUACAGCCACUGUUGACUGCUAUGUUUGUAAGUGGUCAGAUUGGAAAAACGAGAAUUACCCUGAUUUUAAAACAGGCGGAGACUAUGAAGCCAUUGAAAACAUUACUGAUCCAGAUCUGAGUGUUUGCAGAAAACCUCUGGAAAUAGAAUGUAGAGCAUCACAAUACAAGGAUACAUCUUUGAAAGAUCUAGGUCAAAAAGUAUCAUGCAACCCAGAAGUUGGACUUACUUGUCACAACAAAGACCAAGAUGCACCUCCUUUGUGCUACGACUAUGAAAUACGGGUGAAAUGUUGCGUUUACGUGUGUAAAUCUACAACCACUAUUGCACCUACGACUCCAGCAGCAACAACAACAGAAGAACCCACCAUAACAACAACGAUCACAGAAAAAACCACCACCAAAGCAGCUACAACCAAAGAAAAACCCACAUCAAUUGCCACAGAAGAGCCAACAGUCACAGAAAAACCCACCACAAUUGCCACAGAAGAGCCAACAUGGUCAGAUUGGAAAAACGAGAAUUACCCUGAUUUUAAAACAGGCGGAGACUAUGAAGCCAUUGAAAACAUUACUGAUCCAGAUCUGAGUGUUUGCAGAAAACCUCUGGAAAUAGAAUGUAGAGCAUCACAAUACAAGGAUACAUCUUUGAACGAUCUAGGUCAAAAAGUAUCAUGCAACCCAGAAGUUGGACUUACUUGUCACAACAAAGACCAAGAUGCACCUCCUUUGUGCUACGACUAUGAAAUACGGGUGAAAUGUUGCGUUUACGUGUGUAAAUCUACAACCACUAUUGCACCUACGACUCCAGCAGCAACAACAACAGAAGAACCCACCAUAACAACAACGAUCACAGAAAAAACCACCACCAAAGCAGCUACAACCACAGAAAAACCCACCACAAUUGCCACAGAAGAGCCAACAUGGUCAGAUUGGAAAAACGAGAAUUACCCUGAUUUUAAAACAGGCGGAGACUAUGAAGCCAUUGAAAACAUUACUGAUCCAGAUCUGAGUGUUUGCAGAAAACCUCUGGAAAUAGAAUGUAGAGCAUCACAAUACAAGGAUACAUCUUUGAAAGAUCUAGGUCAAAAAGUAUCAUGCAACCCAGAAGUUGGACUUACUUGUCACAACAAAGACCAAGAUGCACCUCCUUUGUGCUACGACUAUGAAAUACGGGUGAAAUGUUGCGUUUACGUGUGUAAAUCUACAACCACUAUUGCACCUACGACUCCAGCAGCAACAACAACAGAAGAACCCACCAUAACAACAACGAUCACAGAAAAAACCACCACCAAAGCAGCUACAACCAAAGAAAAACCCACCACAAUUGCCACAGAAGACACCAAAGCUGCUACAACCACAGAAAAACCCAUUAAAACAACUGCAGUCACAGAAAAACCCAGCACUGAAGCUGCUACAACCACAGAAAAACCAAUUAAAACAACUGCAGUCACAGAAAAAACCAGCACCAAAGCUGCUUCAACCACAGAAAAACCCACCACAAUUGCCACAGAAGAGCCAACAGUCACAGAAAAGCCCACCACAACAACCACUGUCACAGAAAAACCCACCACAGCAUCCACAGAAAAACCCAGCACCAAAGCUGCUACAACCACAGAAAAGACCAUUAAAACAACUGCAUUCACAGAAAAACCCCCCACAACAACCACUGUCACAGAAAAACCCACCACUACAGCCACUGUUGACUGCUAUGUUUGUAAGUGGUCAGAUUGGAAAAACGAGAAUUACCCUGAUUUUAAAACAGGCGGAGACUAUGAAGCCAUUGAAAACAUUACUGAUCCAGAUCUGAGUGUUUGCAGAAAACCUCUGGAAAUAGAAUGUAGAGCAUCACAAUACAAGGAUACAUCUUUGAAAGAUCUAGGUCAAAAAGUAUCAUGCAACCCAGAAGUUGGACUUACUUGUCACAACAAAGACCAAGAUGCACCUCCUUUGUGCUACGACUAUGAAAUACGGGUGAAAUGUUGCGUUUACGUGUGUAAAUCUACAACCACUAUUGCACCUACGACUCCAGCAGCAACAACAACAGAAGAACCCACCAUAACAACAACGAUCACAGAAAAAACCACCACCAAAGCAGCUACAACCACAGAAAAACCCACCACAAUUGCCACAGAAGAGCCAACAUGGUCAGAUUGGAAAAACGAGAAUUACCCUGAUUUUAAAACAGGCGGAGACUAUGAAGCCAUUGAAAACAUUACUGAUCCAGAUCUGAGUGUUUGCAGAAAACCUCUGGAAAUAGAAUGUAGAGCAUCACAAUACAAGGAUACAUCUUUGAAAGAUCUAGGUCAAAAAGUAUCAUGCAACCCAGAAGUUGGACUUACUUGUCACAACAAAGACCAAGAUGCACCUCCUUUGUGCUACGACUAUGAAAUACGGGUGAAAUGUUGCGUUUACGUGUGUAAAUCUACAACCACUAUUGCACCUACGACUCCAGCAGCAACAACAACAGAAGAACCCACCAUAACAACAACGAUCACAGAAAAAACCACCACCAAAGCAGCUACAACCACAGAAAAACCCACCACAAUUGCCACAGAAGACACCAAAGCUGCUACAACCACAGAAAAACCCAUUAAAACAACUGCAGUCACAGAAAAACCCAGCACUGAAGCUGCUACAACCACAGAAAAACCAAUUAAAACAACUGCAGUCACAGAAAAAACCAGCACCAAAGCUGCUUCAACCACAGAAAAACCCACCACAAUUGCCACAGAAGAGCCAACAGUCACAGAAAAGCCCACCACAACAACCACUGUCACAGAAAAACCCACCACAGCAUCCACAGAAAAACCCAGCACCAAAGCUGCUACAACCACAGAAAAGACCAUUAAAACAACUGCAUUCACAGAAAAACCCCCCACAACAACCACUGUCACAGAAAAACCCACCACUACAGCCACUGUUGACUGCUAUGUUUGUAAGUGGUCAGAUUGGAAAAACGAGAAUUACCCUGAUUUUAAAACAGGCGGAGACUAUGAAGCCAUUGAAAACAUUACUGAUCCAGAUCUGAGUGUUUGCAGAAAACCUCUGGAAAUAGAAUGUAGAGCAUCACAAUACAAGGAUACAUCUUUGAAAGAUCUAGGUCAAAAAGUAUCAUGCAACCCAGAAGUUGGACUUACUUGUCACAACAAAGACCAAGAUGCACCUCCUUUGUGCUACGACUAUGAAAUACGAGUGAAAUGUUGCGUUUACGUGUUCACAGAAAAACCCAGCACUGAAGCUGCUACAACCACAGAAAAACCAAUUAAAACAACUGCAGUCACAGAAAAAACCAGCACCAAAGCUGCUUCAACCACAGAAAAACCCACCACAAUUGCCACAGAAGAGCCAACAGUCACAGAAAAGCCCACCACAACAACCACUGUCACAGAAAAACCCACCACAGCAUCCACAGAAAAACCCAGCACCAAAGCUGCUACAACCACAGAAAAGACCAUUAAAACAACUGCAUUCACAGAAAACCCCCCCACAACAACCACUGUCACAGAAAAACCUACCACUACAGCCACUGUUGACUGCUAUGUUUGUAAGUGGUCAGAUUGGAAAAACGAGAAUUACCCUGAUUUUAAAACAGGCGGAGACUAUGAAGCCAUUGAAAACAUUACUGAUCCAGAUCUGAGUGUUUGCAGAAAACCUCUGGAAAUAGAAUGUAGAGCAUCACAAUACAAGGAUACAUCUUUGAAAGAUCUAGGUCAAAAAGUAUCAUGCAACCCAGAAGUUGGACUUACUUGUCACAACAAAGACCAAGAUGCACCUCCUUUGUGCUACGACUAUGAAAUACGGGUGAAAUGUUGCGUUUACGUGUGUAAAUCUACAACCACUAUUGCACCUACGACUCCAGCAAAAAACCCACCACAGCACCCACAGGAAAACCCACCACAACAACCACUGUCACAGAAAAACCCACCACAGCACCCACAGAAAAGCCAACAGUCACAGAGAAAUCAACAACCCCUGAAGUUGUUACGAAUAUCCACCAAAGCUGCUACAACCACAGAAAAACCCAUUAAAACAACUGCAGUCACAGAAAAACCCAGCACUGAAGCUGCUACAACCACAGAAAAAACAAUUAAAACAACUGCACCCACCACAACAACCACUGUCACAGAAAAACCCACCACAGCAUCCACAGAAAAACCCAGCACCAAAGCUGCUACAACCACAGAAAAGACCAUUAAAACAACUGCAUUCACAGAAAAACCCCCCACAACAACCACUGUCACAGAAAAACCCACCACUACAGCCACUGUUGACUGCUAUGUUUGUAAGUGGUCAGAUUGGAAAAACGAGAAUUACCCUGAUUUUAAAACAGGCGGAGACUAUGAAGCCAUUGUAAACAUUACUGAUCCAGAUCUGAAAAAACCCACCACAGCACCCACAGGAAAACCCACCACAACAACCACUGUCACAGAAAAACCCACCACAAUUGCCACAGAAGACACCAAAGCUGCUACAACCACAGAAAAACCCAUUAAAACAACUGCAGUCACAGAAAAACCCAGCACUGAAGCUGCUACAACCACAGAAAAACCAAUUAAAACAACUGCAGUCACAGAAAAAACCAGCACCAAAGCUGCUUCAACCACAGAAAAACCCACCACAAUUGCCACAGAAGAGCCAACAGUCACAGAAAAGCCCACCACAACAACCACUGUCACAGAAAAACCCACCACAGCAUCCACAGAAAAACCCAGCACCAAAGCUGCUACAACCACAGAAAAGACCAUUAAAACAACUGCAUUCACAGAAAAACCCCCCACAACAACCACUGUCACAGAAAAACCCACCACUACAGCCACUGUUGACUGCUAUGUUUUCACAGAAAAACCCAGCACUGAAGCUGCUACAACCACAGAAAAACCCAUUAAAACAACUGCAGUCACAGAAAAAACCAGCACCAAAGCUGCUUCAACCACAGAAAAACCCACCACAAUUGCCACAGAAGAGCCAACAGUCACAGAAAAGCCCACCACAACAACCACUGUCACAGAAAAACCCACCACAGCACCCACAGAAAAACCCACCACAGCAUCCACAGAAAAACCCAGCACCAAAGCUGCUACAACCACAGAAAAACCCAUUAAAACAACUGCAGUCACAGAAAAACCUACCACUAAAGCUGCAACAACUACAGAAAAACCCACCACAAUUGCCACAGAAGAGCCGACAGUCACAGAAAAACCUACUACAACUGCCAAAGUCACGAAAAAACCAACCACAACAGCCACAGAAAAACCCAGUUCCCCAGCAACAACAGGCAGAACAACUUUGUGUUUCUGCAAGUACAUGGAUCAGAUUUUCUCUCCUGGUAGCCUCAUGUACAAUAAGACUGAUGGAGAUGGCUGGUGUUUCACUGCAUAUUGCAAUUUGACAUGCAAUGUUGAGAAGAUCGCUAGACAGUGUCACUCUACUACUCCAUCGACUCCUACCGGCAACACAAUAAGCUCUAGCCCUGGACCUACUAAAAAUAUUUUCUCAACACCUCCCAGGCCUCCCACUGACUGUUCAUAUCUCAAACCACCUAGAAAGGAUGGUGAAUCCUGGAAGCCAAACAACUGCACCACAUCAACAUGUGUGGAUGGAAAAGUAAUAACAGAACAUGUGAAAUGUAAAUCACUGACCAAACCUGUAUGUGACAAUGGGCACCCACCUACCAGGGUUUAUGACGAGGGAGGUUGUUGUUUCCACUAUGAAUGCAAAUGUAUUUGCACUGGCUGGGGAGAUCCUCAUUAUGUGACAUUUGAUGGCCAGUAUUACAGCUUCCAGAAAAACUGCACAUAUGUCCUUGUCAAAGAGAUCGUUCCUCGACACAAUUUUUCAAUUCUCAUCAACAACGAAAACUGUGUUCCCUCUCAAGUUGUGACCUGUACGGAAUCUUUGAUUGUGUACUACAAAGACUAUGAAAUUAUUCUUCGACAGGAGAGAAUCCCAAAGACUGAGAACUUGGUGUCCGUCAAUGGCAAGCAGGUAAUCCCAACCUACUCUAACGAUGACUUCGUCAUAACAAGUACAGCAAUUGAGCUGCUUUUGAGAAUCCCGGAAAUUGAAGCAGUCGUGAUGUUUAAAGGACUUUUCUUCAGCAUUGACUUGCCGUUCUCCCUUUUCCACAACAACACAGAGGGACAGUGUGGGGUUUGUGACAAUGACAAGAAAAAUGACUGCAGAUUACCAAAUGGCAAGAUUAAUCCCGCAUGCUCUCAGAUGGGAAAAUGGCGUAUACCAGAUAAGAAUAAGCCAUAUUGUGAAAAUCCGCCUCCAUCACCAUCACCAUCACCAACACCUUCAAAACCACCCUGCAGUGCUGACUUUUGUGAAAUAUUGAUGAGCAAUGUGUUUGAGGAAUGCCACAAAGUGAUCUCACCAAAACCAUUUUAUGAGGCCUGUAAAUUUGAUGUUUGCAAAAUGGCAAAUACCACUUACGGCUGUUCCAGUAUGGAGGCGUACGCCUUAAUGUGCGCUGAUGCAUCCGUGUGCACACCAUGGAGGAAUGCUACAAACGGAAAGUGUGAAUAUACAUGUCCCCAAAAUAAGGUCUACAAGGCUUGUGGGUCGACUGUGGUAUCAACUUGCAAUGCAAGAUACAAUGAGAGAUUUGCAAAACGAUGCCAGAGACCAAAUGCCGACCAGGACCAAGCUUGUGAUGGCAUCAUGGAGGGAUGUUUCUGUCCAGAAGGGACGACUCAGUUCAGUCCAAAGUCCAACCUCUGUGUUUCCUCCUGUUGCACUGGACCUGAUGGCAAAUCUGUGAAGAUCGGGGAUAUCUGGAAGAGUGGCUGUCAGCAGUGUACUUGUGAUAAUAGCUCUCUGAGUGUUCUGUGUGAGCCUCUCGUAUGUACCACUCCACAACCAAUCGCUUGCACUAAGGAUGGCGAGGUGUUGGUGAACCGCACUGUGGAUUGUUGCAUGAGACAGUACUGUGAAUGUGAUAGAAGCCGCUGUCCACUGCCACAUGACAAGUGCAAAGUGGGAUAUGAGCUGGAGCGCCACAUGCCAAAUGACACUUGCUGCCCGACUUACCGAUGUGUACCCAAAAACGUCUGCGUCUUCAAUGAUACUGAGUACAUGCCCGGUACAGAUUUCUUCAAAAGUCCAUGUGAAGGAUGCACCUGUACUAAAAAUAAGGAUCCCAGCAGCAUGUUGAACAGCUAUCAUUGUUAUGUAAUUGACUGUGCACCCUGUCUGGAGGGCACUGUGCAUGAAGCCAUACCUGGACAAUGUUGUGGAAGGUGUAAGAAUGUAAGCUGUGCUGUGACAUACCCAGGCUUGCCUUCACCAAUAAUCAUCAGACCGUCUGAGUUUUGGUCACCACCAGAGGACAAGUGUGUCAUUUACGGCUGCAAGAAGAUCAACAAUGAUUUCAUCACCAUUGAAACAAAAAUAACAUGUCCGGCAUUUGAUCCAGACAACUGUGUCCCUGGAACUGAACAAACGGAUAAGAACGGCUGUUGCAAAUCUUGCACUCCUCGUACAGACUGUGAAAUGAUCAGGAACACCACCUUCCUGAAGACGGAGAACUGCACGUCAGUGGUGCAAGUGGAACUCACAGCCUGUGCAGGAUCCUGUGGUGCCUCUUCAUCAAUGUACUCUGCGGAGAACAACCGUUUGAUGCAUUCAUGCUCAUGUUGUCGAGAAAUGGCCACCAGUGAAAAGAAGGUCGAGAUGCUCUGCGAGGAUGGCAGCAAGAAAUUCCACUCCUACAUUUCAGUUGAUAAGUGUGGUUGCGAAGUUGCUGAAUGUGUAGACCAUCAAAAGGACAAGAAGAAAAGAUAAUCGAAAACCUUUGUCAGACAACUUUGAAAAUUAAGCUUGAUUAAGGAAAAUCUCAUUCAAAUGCGAUUAUAAGCUAUAAUAACCCCUCUCCAAAAACUAUUAGAGAGUCAAGACUCAAUAUGUGAAGAAAUAUUGUUAUUGUUGUCAUUAUUGUCAGGGAGGCCAGUCCACUUAGUGCCCUGUGACGACAGCACAUGUUUUGUCCUGGUGUCUUUUUUAGUUUUUUAAGAGCUUGAUUCAAACUUUUUUGGUUUUAGAGGGUUUUUUUCUUACUUUUACUGUACAUUUCUUAGGAGAUACAAGACACAAGAAUGGUUUUCAGAUAUUACACUAACAAUAUAUUUAAAUGAUUGUUGACCAUUGUUUAAACAGCACCAUCAACAUGAACGAUCUCACAACCCACUGACCAUAUAAAUAAAAGAGCUGAAAGAAUAUAUCCAUCAUCAAACAUCUGAUGUGUCUUCCAUGCAAUUUUUUUAUGUGGAUUUGUGUUUGCAUGAUGUAUCAUUGGUAACAAGGAUUCUUUUUCUUUCAAA
Molecule: messenger RNA, 15485 nt
Organism: Centropristis striata (black sea bass)
Lineage: Eukaryota; Metazoa; Chordata; Actinopteri; Perciformes; Serranidae
Product: mucin-5AC-like
Cellular component (GO): extracellular matrix
Molecular function (GO): protein binding
Source: RefSeq, a predicted model, not a curated record